This is a messenger RNA of Protopolystoma xenopodis, 639 nucleotides long. The record is from the annotation of a GenBank genome assembly. NCBI's taxonomy places the organism in Eukaryota, Metazoa, Platyhelminthes, Monogenea, Polystomatidea, Polystomatidae.
CACUGGUUCCUAUUUUACCAAGCUGCAGAUGAUGAUGCUUUAAAUACUUCCAAUUCUGCUCCAGUAUUACCUUCCAACGAAUACGAGGAACGCAUUUGUUGGCUAUGCUACGUCUCCGAAUCAGAAUCCGACCCCAUAAACCAAACAGGUUGGUGCCGGCCAUGUUCUUGUCGUGGCGCCACAGGUUGGAUACACCAAUCGUGUCUUCAACGAUGGAUAGAUGACCAGCAGCAUGGAGAUAUAUAUGCAAAAGUUAACUGCAAAGUAUGUGGGUAUCAGUACCAGAUACUCUAUCCUAUGACUGGCCUAUUCCUUGGCAUCAUCGGCUAUAUUGAUCGCUUUCUCUCACAUAUGUCCCUCUAUCUAGCUGGUGUAAUAGUUGCAUCUGGGUUCUAUUGGUCGGCGACAUCAUUUGGCGCACUCACAUUGAUGCAACUGAUGGGCUCUGAGCAAGCGGUUGAGGCUAUCACCCUAACCGACCCACUCCUUCUUUUCGUCGGCCUGCCAUCAAUUCCUGUUUGCCUGAUUGCCAGCCAUCUAUUCGAUUGGCAUUACUAUGUUCUAAACUUUUGGCACCGCUAUCUGAGUCGACUGCCGAUUAUUCGCUACUUUAGUGGCUACAGUAAGCGAUCAAUAUAA